Messenger RNA from Macrobrachium nipponense, 702 nucleotides. RefSeq names its product protein FAM200B-like. NCBI's taxonomy places the organism in Eukaryota, Metazoa, Arthropoda, Malacostraca, Decapoda, Palaemonidae. The record is from RefSeq and is a predicted model, not a curated record. The coding region runs from base 1 to 702 and encodes 233 amino acids. The transcript is spliced from 2 exons.
AUGGUCAGUUUCAUAAAGCAGCGCCUUCUUAAGUCUCGCAUGUUUGCCAGGUCGUGUGAAACCAUGCAAAAAGAUCACGUGACACUCCUUUUGCACACCGAGGUCAGAUGGCUUUCCAGAGAGAAAGUACUGUCAAGGGUAUUAGAGCUGCGAGAAGAAUUGCUUCUCUUUUUCAAAGAGAACGAUAAAGUUGAUAUCGAGACUGAUUAUCAAGAAAUCAUACCCUUAAUUACGAGUCAUUUGGAAUCACUGGCUGAAAAACUUGACCAGUACUUCCCAUCCUUAUCAUCAGAUUUGUAUGAUUGGGUUAGAAAUCCCUUUACUGAGAUGUCUUCAAAUUUGCAAACCCUGCUCAAUCUACAAGAAGAGGAAGAAAUAACUGAACUAAAGUGUGAUAGAACCUUGAGGAUAAUGUUUGAUGAAGUGCCACUUGAUGUGUUUUGGAUUUCUGUGAGAGAAGAGUACCCAUUCAUCUCAGCAAAGGCAUUGGAUAUUUUAUUCCAGUUUUCUACUUCUUACCUUUGCGAGCAAGAUUUUUCAUGUCUAAGUACUGUACUAGAAAUCGUCUUCUGUCUGAUGAGGAAGAUCUGCGGGUGUGUUUGUCAGAAAUUCGCCAGAGUAUUGAGAAAUUAUACAACGACAAACAAGCCCAAGUAUCACAAUGAAAUUAAAACCUAUGAUUAUGGUGACUUUUUUGUUUAA